Molecule: messenger RNA, 2417 nt
Organism: Macrobrachium nipponense
Lineage: Eukaryota; Metazoa; Arthropoda; Malacostraca; Decapoda; Palaemonidae
Product: laminin subunit beta-1-like
Exons: 7
Coding region: 935-1504 (189 amino acids)
Biological process (GO): animal organ morphogenesis; cell migration; substrate adhesion-dependent cell spreading
Cellular component (GO): laminin trimer
Source: RefSeq, a predicted model, not a curated record
AUGGCAAGAAGUAUACCGGCAUAGACCGGCUUCAUUCCCGCACUAAGUCAACCAAAACUGUUACAACUUCAGAGAGACGCCCAGGUUCUACUUCUACUACCUACACUCAUACAUACCCAGGUGGCUCCUCCAGCAUCAUCACAUAUCAGAACACCACAACCUACAGCUCUCGCACUCCAGGAUAUUCUAGGUCGACUGGCCAGACUGGAUAUGAGACUGAGUUUGACUCUGGCAGCUUAGGCGCAAGGACACCUGAGAGAAGCAGUGCUGGCACACGAUACGAAACUACCUACACCAGACGUUAUGAGUCAGGCAGUGGAAGUAGCAGUGGAAGUAGCAGUAGUAGUAGCAGCUAUGGGAGCACUACUGCAUCUCGCGGCAGAUAUGGUGGUGAUAUAAGCAUAGGCGAAAUUGACCAGUGGGGCUCUGAGGAGGAUGUGCCAACACUUGAGUACAAUGAAGAAGAGCAUGGCUUUGAGAUUCACACCAAUCUGCUUUCGCGGGAGGACAGAACUCAUCCUUUCGUACUGCAGGGAUUGGCUGCAGCUCCAGGUUACACGCACACUGCACCACAUCCUUGUGACCAGGGCUCUUGCAUUCCUGCCACUGGUAACUUACUCAUUGGUCGACAAGAAACAAAUGGACUACUACAUCCACUUGCGGCCUCGCCAGAAGGGAACGAUACUGUAUUGUGUCCCAUUUGAAAGAUAGAAAAAAAUGUUUCUGGUGUGAUUCUCGUGAUCAGUUCGUAGGUAGUCCACAGUUUUCCCAUAGAAUUGCAAAUAUAAUCCAUGGAACUGAUUCACGUACACAAAGAAGAACGUGGUGGCAGAGUGAAAACGGUGUAGAAGACGUGAGUAUACGGCUUGACUUGGAAGCAGAGUUUCAUCUUACGCAUCUUGUCAUCACAUUCAGGACAUUCAGACCAGCAGCCAUGCUUAUUGAAAGAUCUUUCGAUAAAGGCCAGACAUGGAAGGUUUAUCGGUACUUUGCAUAUGAUUGCAAUGACGCUUUCCCCGGGAUACCAAAAGGACCUCGUAGAGCAAUUAAUGAUGUAGUCUGUGAGUCAAGGUACUCUGCAGUAGAACCUUCAACUGGGGGUGAGGUAAUUUUCAGGGUUUUGCCACCAAACAUUCCCAUUGAAGAUCCAUAUAGUGAUGAAGUGCAAGAUUUGCUGAAGAUUACUAAUUUGAGAAUAAACUUUACAAAGCUUCAUACUCUUGGAGACCAACUUCUUGACAACCGAAAGGAAAUAAAGGAGAAAUAUUAUUAUGCCAUACAUGAGAUGAUUGUCAGAGGUUCUUGUUCCUGCUAUGGUCAUGCUUCCCGUUGUCUUCCUCUGGAUGGUGUAGAAGAUCAACCAAAUAUGGUCCAUGGCAAGUGUGAAUGCACACACAACACAAAGGGACUUAAUUGUGAGAAAUGUGAAGAUUUUUAUAAUGACCUGCCAUGGAGACCUGCAAUACAGCAGGAGUCUAAUGCUUGCAAAAGUAAGUGCUGGUAAUACAGGCAGUCCCUGGUUAUAGGUGGACUUGGUUAUCAGCGAUCUGGUUUUAUGGGGCUUGUUAAAUGCUGAAAAUCUAUUUUUGGCGCUAUAAUGCUCUGAUUUUUAGUUAUCGAUGCUGAUAACAGAGUUAUAGAGCCUAUAAAUACCUAGCAGAGGAUCCAUUACCUUGUCAUUGGCACAAUAAGCACCAUAAAUCGUUGAUUUUCGGUUAUCACCAAUUUUCAGUUAUCAUCAAGCAUUUGGAAUGGAACAACUGCUUAUAUGUGAUCUGGUUUUAUGGCUUUUUACUAGGGCCAAAAAUCAGUGAUUUUUUGCUGCCAUAUUAUGCUGAUUUCUGGUUAUCAGUGCCGAUAAUAGUAAUGGUGCCAAUACAUACCUAACAGAGGUGCCAUUAACCAGUUAUCUGCAUUAAAAUUGGAUUGUUGGUGCCAUAAGCACCAUAAACAGCAGAUUUUCAGUUAUCGGUGAUUUUUGCUUAUCAUCAAGCCGUCAGAAUGGAACCCCCACCAAUAGCCGGGGACUGCCUGUACAUAUAUGAAUUAAUUGCGUCUGAAUAUUUAAGUAAGUUGUAAGAAACAAAAUUUGAAGGGUGAAGGGUUAAGAAAAUUCAUUUUAAGUUUAAAUUAAAUGUAAUUAAAUGUAAGUUCCAGCUAGCAGGACAAAUAUAUUAGAAAUUUUGGCAUGCCAGAUUAUUAUGUACUUCUCUUUUUAUAAUGUUACAAUUGUACUGAAUUCAGAAAUGGGGAUGAAAGCACAAACAAAUGUACAGUAGAUGUAGUUUUAUAUAAGAUAACUGUCUUCCUUCAACAUGUUCUUUUAUGUUGGUGAGAUGACAUCUAGUGUAAUCUCCUAUCAGUUAGUUUUUUCACUUUCUGGUUGUGGCUACUUAAUAAAUGAACCUUCACACUAA